This is a messenger RNA of Nilaparvata lugens (brown planthopper), 5401 nucleotides long. RefSeq names its product tyrosine-protein phosphatase non-receptor type 21 (gene Pez). The transcript has 21 exons. Gene Ontology annotation, molecular function: protein tyrosine phosphatase activity. Gene Ontology annotation, cellular component: cytoskeleton. NCBI's taxonomy places the organism in Eukaryota, Metazoa, Arthropoda, Insecta, Hemiptera, Delphacidae. Gene Ontology annotation, biological process: protein dephosphorylation. Bases 1070 to 4069 code for a protein of 999 amino acids. The record is from RefSeq and is a predicted model, not a curated record.
UCGAACCAUUUACUAGCGUACGCGAAAGAUUUUUUGGAAUUUGAUGUGGUGGAUGCUUCUUAUGAUUAUCAGUGUAACCUUUUACACAGUCAAUUUUUGAUGAGGUAGUAACCGAAGCAGGACAUCCAGUUGAGCAGCAUCGCCAGCAAAUAUCUCCGCAAACCAGAGUAUGGCUCUUUCUAAAACAGUAAGCUUUAUAGUACAAGGCCAGGUUGUCCUUUGUUGUUUUGUAUGUCUCGAGUUGAGAAGUCAUUUUUUCUAAUUAGGAAUAUUACCGUAUUCGUUGAGAGUGGAUUUUCCUCUCGUUAUUGAACCUGAUUUCGCUACUAGACGAACCAGCUGACUGAAUAUAUUGUAGGAAAGUGAAAAAGAGGAGAUAGUAGUGCCUAGAGAGCGAACAAGGCGGGGAAGAAAUGUGGAAGCUCCUGAAAAAGAAAAAGGAUGACAGGAAAAGGAGAAUGACAAGAGAACAGGAAACGACAGUUUAUUUUAAACGUGGUCGUCAGCAUCAGAAGAAGACAGUCAUUAUGUCCUUUAACACAGCACACACAUAGAACGCACCAACUCAACAAUUAAAAGUUGUUAAAGAAGUUGUAGAAUUCAUAAGUGGUAUUUUUAAAAUCGCCCGCCUUUUGGAAAAUGUAUUGAGUUAGAUUCGACAAGCUGAUAAGAGUUGGGUUGCCAUGGAAACCAAAGGACGCGGCUACUGUUGUUUACGCUGGUCGGCUGUGAUAAUCCUGUCAGAGUCAAGAUAAAGAUUCAGGCCUACUUGCUAGUUCCGAAAAUAGUUUAGUUAAUCGGAAACCGUACCGGUAGCAAAUUGUUCUGUUCGAUUCGAUAACACAAACACACAGCUGAUGUUUAUUUACUAACAGGAACAGACAAUCAAAGCUCUUACCCACAAAACAAUGUGUCAACCUACCACAGUGCUAUUAUUAAAUCAUCAAACAAACACUACACAGCCUACACACUUCACUGGUACCAUUACUUCUUGCAGUUGAAAAAUGAUGUUAUUGAAGGAAGAAUCAGUUGUGAUGCCAAACAAGCUGUUCUUUUGGCUAGCUACAGUAUGCAAGCUGAGUUUGGCAACCAUGACUUGGAGAGGCAUACCGCAAAGUACCUGAGAGAUUUUGCUUUGUUUCCAAAGCAUUUGACGGAAGAAGGAGGCCGAUUGGAGAGCCUGACGGAGGCGGCCAUACUUCAGCACGCUGGCCUGGCUGGACUAGCGCAGGGCACCGCCGAAGAGUACUACAUACUCGCCGCUCAGCAGCUUGAUGGCUAUGGACACGAAACCUUCCUUGCUAAGGAUGAGUCUGGAAAUGAAGUUGUUAUCGGUGUAUCAUUGAGUGGCAUUGUUGUAGCUUCUGAAUCAAGUCAGGCAUCAAAGUUCUAUAGAUGGAAAGAUAUAACAAAUGUGAUCAAUCACAAACGACAUUUUGGCAUGGUAUGUCAAAGUCAGGAAGAUUCGGCCUCCUUCACAUUGAUCGAUGUUGAAACUGCCAAAUAUAUAUGGAGAAUGUGUGUACAUCAGCAUAAAUUCUUCAUGCAAAACGAGCAAGCAAGUGAUACCAGCAAUACUGCUCAGAUCGUCAGAAAUUUAUUUUCUCAAACUACUAAUGAGGAUGGCCCACUAGGAAGCAGCAGGGAGGAAUUGGACGGAAGAGAAGUGGGAAGUAGUAGUGGGGGUGGAGUAAGUGGUAGUGUAGGGAUGAUUGGGGGAGGGAGGGAUCACGGUGGUGGUGGAGGAGGAGGUAUGUUAGGAGUGGGUGGAGGGGCAGGCACAUGGGAUGUACAACGAGCCCAAUCCGCCUCUUGUCUCGACUUGGCUGCAUCGCACGAUCUCGAUAAACUUCGUUCUCUGUUGCCAUCCUACCGGCCUGCUCCAGACUAUGAGACUGCCAUGCAACAGCAGCAGAAAUACCACAGUCAACCGGGCAACAGUCUAAGGGGUGCUGUACUCUAUUCCAGCCAGCCAGAAAUCCAUCAAACCCAUCUGCAAGAGGGAGUGAGGACGUACCGCAACGCUUACAAACACUACCCUGAUGUGGCCCGGGUCGAAGCAAUGUACAUUGAACAAUCCGCCGAUGAUCGACAGCAGCAUACUGUGCCAAAUCUGCAUACUUAUAGUACGCCUGAUUUAGAGAGCCAAGUUGUGCAUGGCUAUCCAAUGCUGCAUCUGUACAAACCUCCGCCGCCAUAUCCCAUCAACAGGCCGAGCAGCAACAGCACACCUGAUCUUGCUAGUCAGACUUUGGGCCCUCCCACCAAUGCUUUCAUUUCGGGACAGGUGAGUGGUUCGAGUCCCGACCUGGUGUCGUCUCGCAGCGUGUCGCAGGCGAACGGUGCAGGCCACCACCACCAGGGGCAGCACCAGCACCAGCACCAGCACCAGCACCAGCACCAGCACCAGCACCAGCACUACUCACACUCACACCCACAUCUGCUGCCCAACCCGGAGGCGCACCGCACCUACACCAACCUCGCCAACCUCACGCUCAUCGACAUCGACGCGCAGCUCCAACAACAGCAUUUGGAAGAGCUGAGAGGAACGUUCGAUGACAGGAAUAUAAUGUACAUAAUGGGCCGCGGACAUGGGCAUGGGGCUCUAGUGCAUGGCCAGCAAGUCCCCUACACCAACAACCAAUUCUCUCAAAAAUCCACCCAGGGUGGUGAACCUAUCUACGAGAACGUGCCACUACCCUGGGCGGGCUCCGACGCCGGCGAAAGCCGCAGCCGCGCAUCCAGCAUACAAUCGGCACCCGAAAUGAGUCGAACAACAGCAACAACACCAUCGACUCCGGCAACAACGCCAACUGCAACAACAACAACAACUUCCGCUCAAAUUCACAAACAGCAGUCAACAACUGCUCCCGCCAAGGCACAACCGCAGUCUGCGCAUGCGCAGUCACAAGCUACUCCGCUCACCUCUUCUACCACUACCACCACCACCACCUCCUCCUCCUCCUCCUCCUCCUCCACCUCGCAGCUCUCACAAAUGGUGUCACACAACGAUACAACUGUUACUUCAGCAGAUUCGUCGCUGAGCGCGAACACCAGUUCGGGAACGAACUCGCUGGGCAAACAAGGCAAGGGUCGCCGGAAGUGGGGGGGUCUGCUGGGAGGGGGCAGUGGCAACAAACCCAAGGCAGUGCAAAGCAGAAGCGACCAAGGCCAAGGUCCCCGGCUUCCGCUGUCGCCGACCAUCUCCAAAGAGAUGAUGUGCCAGCUGUUGGAACGAAAAUUGAGCGACACUCAAUUAUUUUUCGAGUUUGAAAAGAUUCCAAAACAAAAGGCGAAUCCUGAUUUCACAACAGCUCAACAUCCUGAUAAUGCUAGUCGAAAUAGGUUUUCCGAUGCUCUUCCCUAUGAAGAAAACAGAGUUCGACUCACUCCAUGUAAGGAGAAUAAGAUGGGAUAUGUCAACGCCUCUCACAUCACUGCGAGUGUGGGCAGCCAUCAGAGGUUCUACAUAGCGGCGCAAAGUCCGCUGCCGCAGACAGUGAGCAGCUUCUGGCAGAUGGUGUGGGAGGCCGACGUCCACCUGGUCGUGGGUCUGGGUCAGCAUGACACCGAGUACUGGCCCACCACCACCGAUCGAUGCUUGCACAUUGGCGAGUUUGAAGUUUGGGGCCAGUUUUCGCAAGAGACGGGACAUUGUGUUACCACCAAACUGCGGCUGUACCACGCACCCACUCGACGCAGUCGUGGCGUGUGGCAUCUGCAGUACUCCGAAUGGGGAGACCAGGGCUGUCCCAAGACUGUUCCUCAUUUCCUAGGUUUCAUAGAGGAAAUGGGUUCAGUGCGCCAGCACACAGUGAGUGAGAUCCCAGCCGGCCACAACCGCAAUCCUCCCAUCCUGAUCCACUGCAGCUCGGCAGUUGGUCUGUCGGCUGUCUUGCUGCUCAGUGAUCUUCUGCUCUACACGCUCGAUCAUAAUCAGGAACUGGAUAUUCCUCGAGUAGUAUCACUGCUUCGUCAGCAAAGGAUGCUUAUGGUGCAAUCAGUAGCUCAGUAUAGAUUUGUUCAUGUGCUCCUCAUAUAUUACUUGAAGAACUCCCGCCUUAUAUAAUAAGUGUGCCUUUUAGAUUGAAACUCAUGCUGUUUCAAUUUUUGAUAAGUGAGUAGAACCUUGAUCGUUGCAUAUCUUAUUGGUGCUUUAUGUGUUCAAACUUAAAUUUUUCUAUUUAUGUUUUUUAUUUCAGUAGAACCACCAAAGUAAGGUUACUUUGAAAAUAGAUUGUUUUACUGGUAUUUCUGUGACCAGUUUAUAUUUUUAUGGAAGCAUGGAAUUUAUAUUCCAUACCACUUUUCCAUCACUGUAGUUACAUAUUUAGUAUGUAAUAAACUCAUAAAAUUGAUUUCAAUAGAUUUUUCACUAGCUUAACUAACUGAGCUUCUAUUAUAUUUAUUCUCAAUCUCUUGAAGGUAUGAAUCGUAACCGUGAUAGCCUGUUAAUUCACUAAUAAUUCAUAAUUGUAUUAAACUACUAUAGAAUUAGGCAGCUAAUAGCUUGGUGUUUAUACUGACUCAGUAAUUUGAAGUAAAUAUUUCAGUUGAUAUCAUUAUUCUUUCAAUUGGAUUAAUCUCCCAUGAUCUUUCCCAACGACAUAUUCUCUGGGUCACCAUAACUCUUGAAUUCAUAUAUUUGGGCGUAAUGCCUGUAGUCUUCCUUGACAUUGUAAAUAAAUAAAUAAAUAAAUAAUUCAUAAGAUUUUCAAUUGAUUUUAUUACAUCCAUAAUAAUUAAUUUUGAUUUGUUGUGAUACUUUCAUUUUAAUAUAUUUGCUGCUACCUUAUCUCAUUGUUCCAAGGCUUUUAGAUUAGUUUUCAUUGUAAAUAUUUUGUUGAUUAUUAACAAGUAAUUUAACUACUUUUCAGCUAAUUAUUUAUUUAUUAUGUAUCGAUAAUAUUAGUAUUUGUUUUUAAGUGUUCCAAUUAACUCGUUUUUUACCUAGGUUUUGAAUAGUUUUUAAGCAUUUAUUUCAAGGCAAUUUGUUACUUUCUUUUGUUGAAACUGAUUUUUUUAAAUCCAUUUUUUGAAAAUAAUGUAUAAUAGUCUAUAAUAUAAUAUUUAAUGGAUUGAUUCUCAAUUUUUAAUAUUCAUAUUUUGGAUUGAGAACUAAGGAAAUGAAAAUUUAAUAGAAAGGGGCAUAAUAAACUCAUUUGAUAUUGAUCUUCUUUUCUGCGCUGAUCAUACUAUUUGUGAUCCAUAGAAUAGAAGUGACUUAAAAUUUACUGUGCAAAUUAAUUCAUUAUUAUAAGAGUCUCGAAGUAGUAUUAUUUUUUUAAUUACAGCCGGAUGCGAGCUCUUUUAGAUGUUUCAACAAAAACUAUUUUGACUCAUGUUUGGACACUGAUAAGUACAUUUUUUAGUUGAUUAAAGAGAUCCUUUUCUCUAGUAA